GACCCUGAUAACAGAGUCAAAGCUGGCGACCUCAGUGCUUCAAAACAUUGCAAGCAACUGUGCACAAACUGGACUUUAAAGGGGCUUAAUGGUCCCUCUGUAAUUCCCCAGAUAAUACAGGCUUACGCUGAUAACGACAGGACCAGGACCGUCUGUCUGGUGAUCGGAGGUAAAGAGGAUUUGCUCCACAGCAGGGGCCUCUGACCAGACCCCAUCAUUCCCAUUUCUGCUGCAUAUUCCGGCCUUACUUCAGCCAUGUCCGCUUUGCUGCUGGACGUCGACUCCAACCAUGCUAUGUCUCUGGACCAGGCCAAAGAUGAAGCCGUGCGCUCAGCCGAGUUGCCCUCUCAUGCCAGAAGGAGGCCACCUGGGCACCUGAAGUUGACCCGCAGUCUCUCCAAGUCAGACUCGGAUCUGCUGGUGUCGCCCUAUUGUGAGGAGGACGGGGCGUUGGGUGGACGGAGCGAGUCGCUGGCCAGCUGCAAGGCAGAGAGGAAACCAAUGGAGCGGCUGCCCUCGUUCACAUCAGAGUGGGAUGAGAUUGAGAAGAUCAUGACAUUAAUUGAUGCAGGCAUCGAACUCUCCAAGGAACAUCAGCCAGCAUCCACAGAUGCAGCAGGGAGCCGGGUGCUGGAGCAGUCGGUGGGGGAGUGGCUGGAGCACGUGGGCUUCCCUCAGUACGAGAGCAAGCUGCUGCUCAAUGGAUUCGACGACCUGCGUUUCAUGGGUAGCAAUGUAAUGGAAGAUGAAGACCUUAGGGAAAUUGGCAUCACAGACCCGGGCCAUCGGAAGAAAAUUCUUCACGCAGCAAAGAGCCUACCGAAGGUUAAAGCUCUAGGUUGUGAUGGCAGUACCUCACUAGCCUCCUGGCUGGAGAUCUUAGGUCUUGGGGAGUAUCUCCACAACUUCCUGUCCAGUGGCUAUCGCACCCUGGAGUGUGUGAAGAACCUAUGGGAGCUGGAGAUUGUCAAUGUGUUAAAAAUUGGCCCACUUGGCCACAGGAAGAGAAUCAUUGCUUCCAUAGCGGAGCGACCAUAUGAGGAGGCACCUUCAAAGUCCAACCGCUUUGCCCAGCUCAAGAUUCAGGACCUCUUGUCCCAGAACCCCCCUCUUGGUUACAUGGACCCAUAUACGAGUCGUUCCAUGGACAUGCUGCUGCCCCUGGGUGAAUAUGGGAGGAGAAGCAGAGCGCUGGAUCAGGAAUGCAGCGUCUCGCUCCGCUCCUACAGUGAGAGGCCGCGCUCACAUGAACGUCAUACAGAUCGGCACAGGGAGUCCCGGCUAAACCUGCGGCCCACGAGCCAGUCUGCCUCCUACGCCACUGUCUCUACGUGGCACCACCAUCCUGAGAAGCUCAUCACCGAGGCUUGUUGCUAUGAAGCUAGUUAUCUGGGUUCUGUGAUUAUCAGAGACCUGCGAGGUAUUGAGUCUACUCAGGAGGCCUGUGCGAGAAUACGGAAAUCAAAAGACCAUCGGAAAGGCCCCGUCGUAAUCCUGUCCAUCACUUACAGAGGAGUCAAGUUUAUCGAUGCAGCCACUAAGGCCAUUGUGGCGGAGCACGAGAUCCAGAACAUCUCCUGUGCUGCCCAGGACCCUGAUGAUCUCCGCACCUUCGCCUACAUCACGAAAGAUCUGAAGUCUGGGCACCACUUCUGUCAUGUCUUCACCACAGUAGAAGUGACGCAGACCUAUGAGAUCAUUCUGACUCUAGGACAGGCAUUUGAGGUGGCCUAUCAGAUGGCUCUUCAGGCACAGAAGGCCCGGCGUCACAGUUCCUAUGCUGGUCCAGUCUCUGAGGUCAUUGAGACCAAGACCAGCAGACCGACUUCUCAGUAUCGCAACAGCAUGCGUCGGUCGAUGGGUGCACCUGUACUAGAAUGCCGCUGCUGCUACUGUCACACCUGCUCUGCCCACCGCCCCUCCUACCUCCCGCUGCCCUCUGUCAGCCCUGGAGUCCAGAUGGACCCCGCAGAGCAGGAGAUGGACGUGCAGUCCUUGGGCAGCACCAGCUGGCUCUUCGACCCCCGUGACUCCUCGAGGCCACCCAGCAGCGCCAAGUACGAGACCACCAUAUUCUGAAGUGGGGGUACAGCCCUAAAACCCCAGCCCCACAUCCGUCACACACCCUUCCAACUUGACCGCCCCCCUUGCCCCCUGAGAAAACUUUAUUGCCCUGUGCCUUUUCACUGUGAUUUGUAGCCUCCCUCAGGGCAAGAUCUAUUCCCUGCACUCCCCCCAAACCUCCCAGCCCUCACCUGUGUAGCCCUCUACUUCCACUUCUCCAUGUUGAACUGGGUGCUGGAUUUCCUGGACCCUGCCCUCCAGGGCCCUCCUUGAAUUCUCCCGUCUCAAUCUGACGGCCUGCGCAUUUGCCUCUGAAUGGUUUAGCCUGAUCUCUUUUCUUUUUUUUUUUUAUCACAGUGCUGAAUGUUUACGGUCCAACCUCUCAUAUCAGUGGGUUUUGCUGCUGUGAAGCCUCUGAGCACAAACUGAAGUAUAGCGGUUUAUCAAGUCUUCUCAUGUAGUUCAGAGACCUGUAGCGUUUAUAUCUUUACUUUUUUCUUGGCUGACAUGAACCAAACUAUGUUAGCGACGCAAGCAUUUUUCAGAUCAGCACAGCAAUACUGUCAUGACCAGUGUUGAACAUUAUUACCAUUACCAUUUCUAGAUGCGAUGUACAACAAAUUCCCUUUUGCACUGUAUUCCCAAGCACUAUAUAUUCUUUCUAGCUUGACCCACAUUUCCGUAGCCUUGAUUUUUCUUCACGUGUGCUUUUCUUUAUUCCCAAUUCACACCCAGUGCUUCCUCUGUCUUACCAGGCAUCCGCAGCUGUGAGGGCCUCUGAAGAGCACCUAUUCCAGUUUUGCACAGAAGUGUAGUCUGGGAUUUGAAAUGCAAUAAUGAGUAAAGAGGGAAUCAGGGCACAGGCUUAGUACAGUUCCACCCCAAAACGGCACUAAAUGUCCAAAACCAGAUACUCCACUGUUGCGUUUCUGUAAAUCUUUACCAUGCAAAUUCAUGACAAUGUUGUUGGCUGCAUUGAUCAUCCCUUGUUUUACCCCUCCUUACUUUAGCAUAUAUGUAGCAUCACCAGGGCUAUGACUAAGUGUGGUAAAUUGCAGCAUGAAUUUUGAAUUAACUACGGUUAAUUUCUUGAAGAGUUCCAAGUGAAAAUCGUGAGCAGUUUUGUAUUUGUAUUCUUACAUUGUAACAUCACUUAGUAAAUACAGUAUUUGUGUAUAUCUGUUCAAGCUCGUUUUGAUUGCUGGUUUGUUUUUGUAAGUAUGACUUGCUUACCUCAGUCGGCAAUGUUGACAACACAGGCGUUCGUAGGAGACAAAGUGUCUUGCAAUUCAAAUGACGGUAAACGCUUAGGCCUGCUUUCAGGUUGAAAGGAUCCAAUCAUGGACCCAAUUAUGCACCAUAUGAGGGAACGAACUGUAAGCAGGAUGGGGGAUCAAGAGGAAGAUAGGCAAAACACAAUGGAGUGGGUCUUAUCAGCAUAUUGCAAAUUCUGACUUCUGCUUGCCUUUAUGAGAAUGAAAUACAAAAUCAACUCAGAUUCAUUGGCGGAAUGAAGGAUGGGCUACUUUUCCCCUUCAGUCUUCAGUUCUGCAUUUUAUUUUUGAAGCUUCUUUGAUGAGAGAUGCUCCAGUGGUUGUUUUCUUCAAACAGAUUGCCCUCUAAACACACAGUAUUUGAUAUAUUACAUGUUCCUAGUCAUCUUUUGUUGUAUGUUCCUCGCUGUGAAUGUUCUGUGUAUGGUGGGCUGUCAGUCAUGCUCAGUUGCACUGCUUGUCUCUGCCGACUCCUGUUCCCAAGGUCGUUUGUUAAAACAGUGUUGGUUCCUCUGUGACCGUGUUGCACAUCCUCAGCCUCCUGACCAUUGCAUCCACAUGCUGUCACUUGCCAUUAGCCUCGUUUGCCAUUGUUGGUUUGCACCCGUUUCAAAAUCUGCCUCUCAUUGACCACCGCUGUCCCAUCUCAAAUCACACCAUCACAUCGUACUAAAUGUUAGCUUUGUAUGUUUUGUUUGAGACUGUUCAUUUUAGCAAUAUUUUUUAGAUCUUUUUCAAUUUUGUACCAUAUUGCUAGAUUCACUUUAAGCAAAAGACAUAAAAUCCAGUUGGCUAAAGAGACUACUUUCUGAACUCAAAUAUAUUUCUUCCCGUGUAGCUGACUCCGCCUUUCAAGUUUCCGGACACCAAGGUGUGAAUAGAAGGGGAAUCAGGUGAAACGUUGCGUGCGAGUGACAGAUCGAGAUGUCAAUCAUUCAGUGGCCCUAAAUUGCGGCAUGAAGAGAACGAUCCCGUACUGUGAUUACUCCUAUUAUGAGCUUAGACAAAGUCACAGCUUGGAGGAUUUGCUUGAGAGAAGGGCCUGUGCGCAUCACGUCUAAUGUUACACAGCCACAGCAUGCUAGUCUUUUAUAUGUUUGAAUAAAAUAAACUCACUAUUUACUUGACUAUUUAACAGCGACAAGAGACCAUCUCAGAGAGGUCGCCAACUUGGAAUUUUGUGGAAAACUGUGAAAAACUGGAGUAGCAUCCUAGUACUGAACACUGUGUGAACAACUAACAUUUUUAAAGUCCCGUCCCUGUCGCCCUCCCCCCAGCCUGGGGUUUAUUUAGACAUGUGGAACUCCUGGACAUGAAGACUGACUGCAGCAAGACAAUGUACAUUUAGGCUAAUGGCACUGAAGGUAGAUUCGCCUCACUUUUACAACAAGGAGUUAAUAUUCUGUUCACUAUAGGGCAGCUUUUAGUAUCGCUUGGAUGGCUUAUGUGACCUUAGACGCAGAGCCAGUCAAAGUUCUAAGAGUAUGCCUGGAAAAAGAACACCUAUGUCAGAAGUGAUGAGCAAAAAUAAAUCUUUGUAAAUCAAAGCACUGCAUCUAGAAACUGACUUUAUCUGAAAUAAAUUGACUGAUUAAAUACUCACACUGUGAAAAGGCAGAAAGGCAGCACAUUUAUAACCUUUCACAUUAGCAAGUUGUGUUAUUUAUGCUUACGUGGAGCAUUUCACUAAUUUCUAAACCAAAAAAAGCCCCUGUCUUCAUAAUCACUUGCACUUGUCUAUACCAGUUGCAUUUACAUGUUAACACCUUUCUCUUCUUAAGCCUGAGACAUCUUAUUUUGUUUGCACUGAGUAGUUGGGUAUGAUGUUAAGACAGUUUAUUUAAAAAAAAAGGAAAAAAAUGAACUGAACACUGGGCUGUGUCAAAAGAUAAUUCCUAAUUUAUGCUUCCCUACCCAAAAUGUUCAUGUCAUGUAACAAUUCUUUCAGUUAGUUAAGUCACAUCAAUAUAAAUGUCACUGACCUAAUAAAAUUUAAGGACAUUUUCCUUUUUGCCA
Pygocentrus nattereri (red-bellied piranha) is the source of this 5354-nucleotide messenger RNA. It is a transcript of the gene anks1ab, whose product is annotated as ankyrin repeat and sterile alpha motif domain containing 1Ab. Gene Ontology annotation, molecular function: protein binding. The record is from RefSeq and is a predicted model, not a curated record. The coding region runs from base 256 to 2079 and encodes 607 amino acids. Gene Ontology annotation, cellular component: cytosol. The transcript has 14 exons. NCBI's taxonomy places the organism in Eukaryota, Metazoa, Chordata, Actinopteri, Characiformes, Serrasalmidae.